GUGAAGUUUGCUCAGAAAUUUGGUAAAAGUCUAACGUUCAAGUUGUAUGUAGUAUGUUGCAGAAAAAUUCGUUGUAAAAAUUUGUUUUCUCAAAAUUUGGUUGUACGCUCUCAAGUGGACAAACACCCCCAACCGCCGCCAAGCAGUUCUCCCGAUCAUUGCAAGCAGUGCAGGCGCCACGCAAUAGCCGUUGCUCUCCCGCAACAACAUCUGUGUACCCCAGCAAUAUGUCGCAUCAUCAACACGUUCUUUCCGAGGCCGCUGCCCUCCGUCUGAUUAACGGUCUGGAGGCAGCCGCCAAUGCCACACCCCUCGGCGGUCAGCCGCAUCAGUCCGCGGCAGCUGAAGCCACCUGCUCGUCACAAAUCGUAGCAUCGGCCCAUCGCAUGGCCAGUGGCACGCCCACUGCAUCCAUGGCAGCCCUGGAAAUAUCCUCAGCACGGCAACGGAUGCUGCCACAGAUACCGCGAAGUCCUCUACAGGAGAGCCUACAUUCGGCGAACGAGAGCGGAAACUCGUGCCGCAUCUGCCGCUGGAACCACAACGACAUGGAUAUCAUCAAGUGUCCGUGCAACUGCAAGGGCAGCGUGGGCUACAUCCACCUGAAGUGCUUGAAGCGCUGGAUCAUGCACAGGCGGGAUAAUCGCUGCGAGAUCUGCAAUGCGGUCUUUGACAUCGCGGAGGAGCGGGCCAGUCUGAAGCAGAUGAUCCGAACCUUCUGCUGCGGCCGUUGUUGCGGCCUGAUUGUGAAGCAUCUGCUAUUUAGCGCCUCGCUUAUGCCACUAGCCCAUGUCAUAUUGCAGCAGGUGCUGCAGUGCAUGGAUAAUAUGAAUCAGGGCAACACCGAUCAGUUCACCGUUCAGGAGGUGUUUGUCGCCUCCUGCGCGCUCCUGACCUCCAGUGCACUGUUCUUCCACUUCUUUGAGUUUGUCACCACGCGGUUCAUGCUCAUCCGGAACAUUCUGAGCCACUGGUGGAUGUUUGGCAGCACCUCCGACUAUGAACUGGUGGAGAUCGAGGAUGACUCCAUCGAUUUUUUCGAUGAUUAGACAAUGAUAUGGACUGAUAAUAAGGACUGAUAACGGAAGGCAGAGCAGUCUUACAAUAACCUAAUGUAUACAAUUAAUAAAAUUAUUAAAGUAUUUCAUUUACUUUCUU
Messenger RNA from Drosophila mauritiana, 1158 nucleotides. RefSeq names its product E3 ubiquitin-protein ligase MARCH7. Lineage: Eukaryota; Metazoa; Arthropoda; Insecta; Diptera; Drosophilidae. The record is from RefSeq and is a predicted model, not a curated record. Gene Ontology annotation, biological process: protein ubiquitination. Bases 228 to 1049 code for a protein of 273 amino acids. The transcript has 3 exons. Gene Ontology annotation, molecular function: ubiquitin-protein transferase activity; zinc ion binding.